AUGGCCGGAUACUUCUCAAACCACUCCCAGUCCCGCUUCCUAGCCAUCUCCAACUCGACCGCAGCCACCUCGACCACCUCGACCACCACCACCACCACCGCAGCAGCAGCAGCAGCAGCCGCCAACCCGCCACCAGCGGCGACCCCGCCCGCGACGACGCGCCCGCGUGCGCCAUCCUCCAAGCACUUCUCGACCUUCGUCGCCCCCGCCGCAGACGACAAGGCGCAGGGCAAGGACCGCGCAGCCGGGUCCGGCGCAGCGAACGGCGCGCCCGCCGUGCACCCCCUCCAUCACACCUGGGUCUUCUGGUUCCGCCAGCAGCGCGCCCCGGGCAACAAAAUCACAAACUACGAGGCCGGCAUCAAGAAGAUCGCCGCCUUCAGCUCCGUGGAGUCCUUCUGGUCGCUCUGGACGCACCUCCACCCGCCCUCGUCGCUGCUGCCGACGACGGACUACCUGCUCUUCCACGCGGGCGUGCGCCGGCCCGUCUGGGAGGACCCGCUGAACCUCCCUGGCGGCAAGUGGAUCGUGCGCCUCCGCAAGGGCACCGCGGACCGCCUCUGGGAGGACCUCGUCCUCGCCGUGCUCGGCGACCAGUUCGUCGGCUGCGGCGACGGCGCGGAGGGGGGCCCGAACGGCGCGGGGAAGGAGCGGGCGGCGGCGGCGGCACCGGAGGGCGACUGGCCCGAGAUAUGCGGGUGCACGAUCAGCGUGCGGCAGAACGAGGACAUCAUCUCCGUGUGGAACCGCAGCGACGCGGACGCGAAGGUGAAGGAGCGGAUACGGGAGACGAUCCGCCGCGUGCUGAACUUCCCGCCGACGACGGUGAUGGAGUACAAAUCGAACAACGAUUCGAUGCAGGACAAGUCGAGCUUCCGCGUGCCCGCCGCGGACCGCACGCCACUCUCAUGA
Molecule: messenger RNA, 912 nt
Organism: Sparassis crispa
Lineage: Eukaryota; Fungi; Basidiomycota; Agaricomycetes; Polyporales; Sparassidaceae
Exons: 5
Coding region: 1-912 (303 amino acids)
Biological process (GO): translational initiation
Cellular component (GO): eukaryotic translation initiation factor 4F complex
Molecular function (GO): RNA 7-methylguanosine cap binding; translation initiation factor activity
Source: RefSeq, a predicted model, not a curated record